Messenger RNA from Monopterus albus (swamp eel), 2209 nucleotides. RefSeq names its product synaptic vesicle 2-related protein-like. Bases 17 to 1795 code for a protein of 592 amino acids. Gene Ontology annotation, cellular component: membrane. The record is from RefSeq and is a predicted model, not a curated record. The transcript has 16 exons. Gene Ontology annotation, molecular function: transmembrane transporter activity. Gene Ontology annotation, biological process: transmembrane transport. Lineage: Eukaryota; Metazoa; Chordata; Actinopteri; Synbranchiformes; Synbranchidae.
GUAACUCCUCCCCUGGAUGCUCUGCUGGUAUUGUUCUGACUGGGUGUCACACAGAAACCACAGGUGCACCAGCAGGUUUGACGACAACAGCCUGGUGUUUGUGUGCCAGUCUGCUCACAGCUCUCUUGACGCUGAAAUGGAAAAUUUGAGCAAAUCAACCAAGAUCGCUUACAAGCGGUGGAAAAAUCCUGAUCUGGGAGAUGAAGCGCAAAGUGCAGAUCACGGCUACGGGGCUCAGGACACAUUCAAUGAAAUCUCCACAAUAACCGCAACCACAGUUGACUCAGGGCGGAGACAGUCUGCAUCCGGAUAUGGAACUAAUAAAAGUGAAGAAACCUUUACAGUAGACGAUGCACUGGAGGCCAUCGGCUUCGGAAUAUUCCAGUGGAAAAUUUCUCUGGUCACUGGACUGGCAUGGAUAGCAGACGCCAUGGAGAUGAUGAUCCUCAGUGUCUUAGGACCCCAGCUGAACUGUGAGUGGAGGCUGCCUGGCUAUCAGGUGGCUCUCAUAACAUCGGUGGUGUUUGUCGGGAUGGGGUGCAGUUCACCCAUAUGGGGGAAAAUAUCUGACAAAUAUGGCAGAAAAACAGGUCUAACAGUUUGUAUGUGCUGGACUCUGUACUACGGCCUGUUGAGCGCAUUUGCUCCAAUGUAUGGCUGGAUCUUGGUCCUGCGGGGCCUUGUGGGAUUUGGCAUCGGAGGAGCUCCUCAGUCAGUGACGCUGUACUCAGAAUUCCUCCCAGUGAAGAUGAGAGGCAUCUGCAUCAUGUUGAUUGGGGCAUUCUGGGCAAUAGGUGCUGUGUUCGAGGUCCUCCUGGCCCUGUGGAUAAUGCCCACUCUUGGCUGGAGGUGGCUGCUUGGCCUGUCCACUAUACCAAUGGCAAUUUUUGUUUGCUUCUGCUUUUGGCUGCCUGAAAGUCCUCGUUUUGAUGUGCUGAUGGGGAAAAGAAGAAGGGCCAUGGACACUUUAACACGGAUUGCCAAAGACAAUGGCAAGGCCAUGCCUCGAGGGAGGAUAGCCGCUAAUCAGCAGAAUGACCGUGGACAGAUCAAAGAUCUUUUUACGCCUAGGUAUUGGAAGACUACUCUCCUUUUGUGGUUUAUAUGGUUUUCAAACGCCUUCUCCUAUUAUGGGAUAGUCCUUUUGACAACUGAGAUGUUCCAAUCUGGAGAUUCAUGUGGGACGACCCAACAAGCCAAGAUUGAACCGAGCUGUAGUCUGGAAUGCAAAUAUCUGACAUCAGAUGACUACAGAGACCUUUUAUGGACAACGCUAGCUGAAUUCCCAGGUCUUUUAGUUAUUCUGGUUGUCGAGUAUAUUGGCAGGAAGCAGAGCAUGGCCCUGUGUUUCUUCAUGUUUUCCUUGUCCCUUCUACCCUUAUAUGCUUGUAUUGGGAGGACAGCUCUUACAGUCUUCAUCUUCAUUGCCAGAGCAUUUAUUUCUGGAGGAUACCAAGUUGUUUUUGUUUACACACCAGAGGUGUUUCCUACAGAAAACAGGGCCUUAGCAAUGGGGACCUCCAGUGCAGUAGCCAGGCUGGGGGCCCUAAUCACCCCCUUUGUGGCACAGGUGCUCCUCAGGACAUCGGUGUAUUUGACCCUGUCAGUGUACUGUGGCUGUUGUCUGCUGGCUGGUGUUGCAUCCUUGAUCCUGCCCAUUGAGACUUUAGGCAGGAGUCUGCAGGAGACCAGUCUUGAUCAAGAAUCUGAAAGGAGUACGACCACAACAACCAGCCAAUCAAAUGGUACACCGCAGUCUUCGAACCAGCCGCAGAUCAACCAGGAGGGAUUUUAAAAAGAGAGAGAGAGAGAGAAAGAAAGGCUAUUUUGUCACCUGUCAGGCUGCUGCAGAUGCAACAGUUGUCUGCUGAACUGUGAACUGAGGCAUCUGACUAGUGGGUAAAGAGCAGCAGGGGGACAAUGUUAUUACAUGCAGGGAGCGAUAACUGAGGGUAGGCCUAUAUGCACACUUGGACUGGUUUGUUUACCCUCUUUUCUAUUUAGGCCAUGAGAACAGAGCAACAGAGGGACACUCUGGAAAGCAGUGUUGCACUGUGCAGGUUCUGCAUAGAGCAACACAUUUUAAGCCUUGUCCCCAAGAGACUGAGAAUUUUAUUUUUAUACAUUUUGUAUAAAAAUUACUUCUUGUAACCUAUUUAUUUAUAAAAGAAGCCAAAUGCUGCUUGUCAAAUAAAGUCAUUCAAUCUGC